GUGGAAGCGGACGGGCGCGCGCAGCAUGUCCUCCUCCUCGCGCAAGAUCUCCUCGGAGUCGUUCAGCUCGGUGAGCUCCGACUGCCUCGAGAGUCCCGAUGAGCCCGACUGUCCGCUCUCGCGCGCCUUCUGGAACGGCCGGAGCCCGGUGGAGGCGCGCGCGUGUCCGUUCGACGAGGCGCCGCCGCCGGCCGCAGGCGCGAGGAGAGCGCAGCGCAGGAAGCGCGUGAACCUGGACUCGCUCGGGGAGAGCCUGCGAAGACUCACCUCACCCACGACACAGACGAUCGAGCAGGCUUUGCAGAGAACGGUGGAGUUCCACAGGCAGAGUAAUAAUAGCAAUGAGGACGGGUCUGAACAGAAGUGUGCAUUAGCAAAAUGUCCUUUUGUAAACUCGCAGUCCGACAACCAAACCGACAUCUCAGGAAUUCUGCAGUACACAGCGGCAAUAGUGGGUGUGGGCUUCUCGACACUCCGGGAGCGUUUCGGCGAGGAGUUUUUCGGCCUGUGUCUGGAGGAGAACGAGCGAGUUCUGCGCGCUCUUGGCGGAAACCUUCAGGACUUCUUUAACGGUUUUGACGCCCUGCUGGAGCAUGCUCGGACCUCGUACGGCCGCAGACCGUCUUCGGAGUCGCCGUCGUUCCUGUGCAAAGACGUAGAGGAUGGAGGAGAGGACGAGGUAGCGGGGAGAACUCUCCUCUUGCACUGCUUCAACCCCGACCCGACGGUGGGCGUGGCCAUGCCUGGUUUGAUCCGGGCUGCAGCACGGCGGAUCUACAGCGCAGAGGUCCAGGUGGAGGAGGCUGCUCCGACCCGGCUCCGCAUGGCCAGCAAGGACGGAGAGACCUCAGAUGACUCCGCCACCUCAUCGUCUCCGUCACCGCCCAUGUCCUCGUACCCGGGUUGUUUGUCGUUUCUCAUUCGAGAGGUUCAGACCGUGUCGCCGUCGUCGUCGCCUUCGUCGUCCCUGCGUCAGCUCUCGCGCUCGACUUUAGAUCUUCGCAUUGGACUGAGCACCUUCUGCCGGGCGUUUCCUUUCCACCUCAUCAUCGGCCCUCGCAUGGAGGUUCUGCAGGUGGGGGCGGGGCUAAAGCAGGUCGGGGAGGGGCUCAGGAAGCCACACUGGACGCUAAGCUUUAGUGACAGCUUCCAGCUCGUCUCUCCCAGAAUCCCUUGCUCCUUCCAGAACAUUUUACUGCGCCUGUCCACGCCGUUCACCAUUCGCACCCGGCCGGACCCAACAGCUCUGGAAAGCAAAGAGAAGGUGAUGGAGCUGAAAGGUCAGAUGAUCCACCUCCCCGAGUCGAACUCCAUCAUGUUCCUUGGGUCACCUCGUGUUGAUAGGCUGGAGGAGCUGAUGGGGCGCGGCCUCCACCUCUCGGACAUCCCCAUCCACGAUGCCACCCGUGAUGUCAUUUUGGUGGGUGAGCAGGCGAAGGCUCAGGAUGGCCUGAAGAAGCGGAUGGAUAAGCUGAAGGCGACUCUGGAGAGAACGCACCGGGCUCUGGAGGAGGAGAAGCGGCGCACAGUGGAGCUGCUCUACUCCAUCUUUCCUGGCCACGUGGCACAAAGACUCUGGCAGGGACUUCCUGUCCAGGCCAAGAAGUUCGACGACGUCACCAUGCUGUUCUCCGACAUCGUGGGUUUCACGGCCGUGUGUGAACACUGCACACCCAUGCAGGUCAUCAGCAUGCUGAACGAACUCUACACCCGGUUCGACUACCAGUGCGGCGUGCUCGACGUCUACAAGAUUGAGACGAUAGGAGAUGCCUACUGUGUGGCAGCAGGUCUUCAUAAGAAAUGUUUGUGUCACGCUCGACCGAUUGCACAAAUGGCCCUGAAGAUGAUGGAGCUCUCAGAGGAAGUGCUCACCCCCGAUGGAAAGCCCAUCAAGCUGCGUAUAGGGAUACACUCCGGCUCGGUGUUGGCGGGCGUGGUCGGGGUGAAGAUGCCGCGCUACUGUCUGUUUGGGAACAACGUCACACUGGCCAGCAAGUUUGAGUCUGGCAGCCAACCACGUUGCAUCAACGUCAGCCCGACAACCUAUCAACUCCUCCACGAUGAUCGCUCCUUCUCCUUCGUCCCUCGCUCCCGUCAGGACCUUCCUGAAAACUUCCCCAAAGAGAUCCCGGGAAUGUGCUACUUUCUGGAGGCGGGGAAGACUCAUGGCCACGCCCCUCUCACUAACACUCGCUCCGCCCCUAUACGGAAAGCGUCCUAUAACAUCGGGACCAUGUUCCUACGGGAGACCAGCCUUUGAGAAAAGCCCCGUUCACUUACGCUAAUAAUGCCAUGCCUACGAGGCCCGAGUCACUUCUGGCAACCCGAGGCAACUCCGCCUAUCGGAACACAUGCUCCGCCCACUGGGGUGGCUCGACGAGAAGGACCGCCGGAACGCCGCGUGAUCGUUAACGAAUAUUCAAGUUCGACUCGAACGAGACCUGAACUUAUAUAUGAAUAUAUAUUUGAAUAAAUAUAUACACACACAUAUAUAUUUGCAUAAAGCUUUCUGCUACAUACUCACAUACACACACUCACACACACGUAUAGAUAAUAUACACACUUCCCAAUAAUACGUCUAUACAAUUCUCUGUAAACUCACACACACUCAGCACUGAUUCAUGUUGGAGAACCUGGUGCCUUCUGAUAAAUACAAACGGACUGAGUGUGUGUGUGUGUGUGUGUGUGUGUUUCCACUUGUAAGGCUCCAUGCUUUAAUCUUCUACAGAUUGAACUGUCUUUCAUUAUUUUUCAUUCAUGUCCACAUCAAGACUCCAGGCUGUAGCCAUAAAUUGAACAUUGGGGGACGGACGGACGACUGAUGGGUUCUAACAUUACAUAUAUCGCGAGAGGCAUUUUGAGUAUAUCUGAAUCUUGGAGGGGACGCAACCAAUAUAUAUCGUAAUUAGGGCCACACCAAAGCUGUCAGUCAAAGCAAGUCCUCCGAAUAUGCAACUUAAAACCUGUCAGUCAAAACACGCCCUUGAACUGAAGCCACAUCAAGAUCUGUCAAUCAAACCAACCACUACAAUUCCAUCACACCAAGACCUGUCAACUGACCGGCCCCUACAAAACCCACCACAGUAAGAGCUGUUAAUCAAACUGACCACACAACCCCACCACACCUACAACUCUAAGCUGAACCAACCCCUAUAAUUCCAUUACAAAGUCCCACAAUGUCUUUCAGCCAAUCCCAACAUCUAGACCAGCCUUUCUCAACCGGGGUGCCGCGGAACCCUGGGGUGCCGUUUGGCUUCGUCAGGGGUGCCGUCAAAAAUAUUCUGACGUUACUGAUAUUAUGAAAUAAAUUUAAAAUACAAAAAAGUCAACUUAUCAUGAAAAUGUCGACCAUUAGCCGCCUCAAACAUCAAAAUUUGUCUCACACGCCCCUUUCCCCAUGCUACACCGUCAACGCGGGGGUCAGCACGUCACUGCGUUGCCUAACACUGCAAACCCCCCCCCAUUACCGCGCGAUGCAUUAGGAGAGCGUUGUGUGAAGCACAUGAACUAGCAUGGAAAGGUUUUUGAAAAAAAAAGUCUCCAGAAUCAGGUAACUCUGAAUCUGAGCCAUCAACUUCUUCAUCCAGUGGUAGCUCAGCAGCGAGGGUAGUGGAAGCCAGCAGCAAGACAAAGAAAAGACAGUACGAUGGUAGCUACUUGACGUAUGGUUUCAUCUUUACCGGUGAUCCAUCAUGCCCUCUCCCUAUGUGCCUGGUAUGUGGUAUGAAAUUGUCAAACCAAGCAAUAACACCUGACAACAAAGCCUAACUUCGAGCCUAACUCACAUCAAGAACAGGUACAGGGAGCGACUGAGGGCUCUGGACCAAGAGCUCCGUGUCUGCCUCUCAUCCAUCCCUGCCAGAAUAGGGCGAUUGUGUGCAUCAUCCCAGGCUCAGGUUUCCCAUUAAAAGUAAGUCACGUUUACCCCUCCCUCCCUAAAUGACACCUUAUGGUGUGUGUGUGUGUGCGUGUGUGUUAGCAGUCCGAGGGAUGCAGAUUGUAAGUUUUUUAAUACAUUUUAGACUGGGGUGACGAGAUUCUGCAUACUUGUAAAGGGUGCCGUGACUGAAAAAAGGUUGAGAAACACUGAUCUAGACCACGUAGAACCCUGACAAUCGAACCAAAUACUACAAACACAUGCAACCAAGACUGGUCAACUGACCAGCCCUUACAAGCCCCUCACUCUAAGAGCUAUUAAUCAAACUAACCCCACAACCCCACCACACCUACAACUCUAAGCUGAACCAACCCCUAUAAUUCCAUCACAAGAAGACAUCUCAAGUCGAAUCAACACCCACUUUAAACCCCACAAUCCCAACACGUCUACUCCUAGAAUUAUGGUCGUACUAAAUUACACUAAUAAACUGAAUGACAGAAUAAAUGGAAGCUACACUACACAGCACAGCUACAUUAAUAUCUGAAUGUAAACCUAGAACAUCCAGUGACGUCUCCAAAGACGAAAAUUCUCAUCCGUGUUUUGACCCCCCCUCUGUGUCCACAGAAUUGGUUGUAAGUUUUCCAAACUCAGUUCCCCAGGUCGCGUGUUUAUCUGCUUUAGACUUUGACAUCUUGGACAUUUUGACUAAACGAUUGCUAACUGAAGUGCCGUAGGAUUGCUAGGAUGCCUCAUAGUGCAGAUUAAGCAGUAAACGUGAGACACUUGAACGCUACACGAAUUAAAAACGUUAAAUCCGUGACGUGAUCUUCACGGCUGUGAAUUAGGUAGGGCCUUACUCUACACCAUACUGAGUCAAAUCAAACCCUGGACGCGUCACACCAAGCCCUGUCAAUCAAAUUGCACCCUCCAGAACAGAACCUGUCAAUCAAGCUGACGCCCCAAUCACACCCACAAGACCAGUAAAGUGCUUCUGUCCCCUCACACCAAACAGAGAACCACCAUAAAACCUGUCGAGAGCUGUUAAUCCAAGCAUCUCAAACAUCCAUCACACCCAGAGCUGUUAAUCCGAGCAUCUUCAGCAUCCAUCACACCCAGAGCUGUUAAUCCGAGCAUCUUCAGCAUCCAUCACACCCAGAGCUGUCGGUUAUUUUUUAUUUCACCAUGCUAAUAAAAUGAAGCAGAGCAAACUUU
Molecule: messenger RNA, 5089 nt
Organism: Trichomycterus rosablanca
Lineage: Eukaryota; Metazoa; Chordata; Actinopteri; Siluriformes; Trichomycteridae
Gene: gucy1a2
Product: guanylate cyclase 1, soluble, alpha 2
Exons: 9
Coding region: 26-2260 (744 amino acids)
Biological process (GO): response to oxygen levels; cGMP biosynthetic process
Cellular component (GO): guanylate cyclase complex, soluble
Molecular function (GO): heme binding; guanylate cyclase activity
Source: RefSeq, a predicted model, not a curated record